This is a messenger RNA of Dreissena polymorpha, 2416 nucleotides long. RefSeq lists its product as uncharacterized. The transcript is spliced from 18 exons. The record is from RefSeq and is a predicted model, not a curated record. Lineage: Eukaryota; Metazoa; Mollusca; Bivalvia; Myida; Dreissenidae. The coding region runs from base 92 to 2416 and encodes 774 amino acids.
CUGCACUUUCAUGAGUCCUAGCGUGGAGACUUCUUAUCUCAACAAUUGAACAAUAAUCGCAAGAUAUUAACUGUAGUCUGGGUUUUUGAAGAUGGAGACGGAAUAUGCCACAUACCGAGAAACAGUUGACCUACACUCUGAUGAUGACGAUUUUGAUCGAGUUUCAUUGCUUGAAGAUGAAACACAACUUGAAGAUGAAACACAACUUGAAGAUGAAACACAACUUGAAAAUGAUGAUCUCAGUAACUCUGAUGAAGAGGAGGAUUAUCAGGAACUUCUCACUAGGUCAGAGGCGAAAUCAGAAAAGAGGGGCAGACCGGUGGGUUACCGAAAACAUGAGCGGCAAGAACGGGAGACCAAAAAGGUGAAGAAAGACCUGCUGCCACUGGAGGUUUUACAGGCUUACUUGUGUUGUAGCCUAAUGUGUUUGGCAGCAAUGCCAAUUGAAGUGAUGCGCACGGCAAGAGACAGUGUUCAACAGCUGUCCUUGUUAGAGCGCUCACAGUGGAUACUCAAUUGGAUUUCUACUCACACACAGAAACCUGAAAACAAGACAGUCUUCAUAAUUGAAGGCGUGAAAGUGUGCAAAAGUGCUUGGUUGAAGUGUCUGGGGAUUCCACUUAGUACUUACUACGCCUUGUGGACAAAAUUUACAGAUGGCACCAAAUAUUUGGUGGGACCUGGCAAGGUGCUUGGAGCAAAGACUGUGGAAACACAGUAUGCAUUGUCUUGGCUGAGCAGCUUUGCCAGUCGUUAUGCUGACAAGAUGCCAGAUUCUAACAAACUUCAUCUUCCCUGCUGCUUAAAAAAAAAAGAUGUGUACAACAUGAUGUGUGUGGAAGCAGAGGUGUAUGGCGAACAUCCGAUCAGCCAUACACACUUCAUGCGGGUGUGGGCCAGGUACAUGCCACACAUCAUCAUUCCUAAGAGAUCCAGAUUUUCAGCAUGUGAUGUGUGCACAAAAAUAAAGACUGAAAUUGAAAAGGCAACAUGCAGGGAGGAAAAGAAAAAACUAUUCAAAUUGAGAGAAUUACAUUUACAACAGCAGAACCAGGAACGCCAGAAGUACUAUAAGCAUGCGCAAAAGGCAAAGUUUAGCCCUGCCAGAUACCUGUCUAUCAUUCUGGAUGGGAUGAACCAGGAGAAGACAAGCCUUCCACAUUACCUGAAGGAAGCAAAGGGACUGUCUAACCUCUGGAAGGUGAAAGUUAAUCUCAUGGGUGCCAUUGUCCAUGGAUAUGGUGCCUAUGGAUUUUUUGACACCUUCCAGUGGGCUCAUGGCAGUUCCUUUGCUAUCAGUGUUCUGGUUCAUACCCUUCUGCUUAUGACCAGUCUCCCUCCUGUUCUCUACCUGCAACUAGACAACUGUCCAGGGCAAAAUAAAAACAGAUACAUGCUGGGAUUCCUGGCUGCCUUGGUGGAAUAUGGUGUUUUUCAGAAAGUCAAACUUUCAUUCCUCAUGGUGGGACAUACACAUGAGGACAUUGAUCAAAUGUUUUCCAGAUUUUCAACAUGGUUGUGGACAAAGGAGGUGAGGACACUUGAUGAACUAAUAAUUGGCUUCGAAAAAUGUUACACACCUGCACCCACAGGGAUCAAGCUCAGUGAGGUAUACAACUUUGCUGAGUACCUCGACAUGAAUCCCAUUUGUAACCACAGCAGGCCACAUGUUUUCAAAAUAAUAAAUCAGAAUGGCAAAGCUGUGAUUUACACAAAAAAGUGGUCCACCGACAAGACUUGGAAUGUAUGCGAAGGAAACUUCUUGUUGAAGAGUUGCCCGUCAGGACCAGUUUCACAGAUUGCCCCAUCGUUGGAACGCAUUGAUGAUAAGGUCAUCAAUGAUAUGCAGACGUUUGCUUCUUUCUACAAGGACAAUGCCAUGGCCAACUACUGGGACAAAUAUUUCAAUGAACUUAAGGAAAUAGAGGACAGUUGGAUGGAUGAGCCAAUGCACAUCCUUGAUCUGCUUAUGCAGAAAAGGAGGCAAGAGGACACAGCAGCCUCAGAUGACUUAUCGGACUUGCUGGGAAUCGCAAAAAUAGACGAUCCCAUCCCUCCUGUAAUAAUAGGCAACAAGAAGGCUGCUGCUGCCUCUGCUGCUCCAGCGAAAGAAACGAUCAAAGAAGGCUUCUUUGUUUUACUUGACUGGGCGAAAUAUGCAGAUGAGUGGCCCCAGCUUGCCAAAGUCAUUAAUAUUGUAUCGCCUGCAGAGGUUGAAAUUCACUGGUACAAGGGGGCAAAAACAACAGCCUGGACUCCUGCAAGUAGGAGAAUGAAAGGCUGCAAAGGUGGUAAGACUGAACCCUUUGUUGAAACUGUGAACACCAAUGUCAUCUGGUGCAGAGGGUUCAGUCUUACCCCUUCUGGGCACUUGCCCAAACACAUUAAGGAUCAGGUAGAUGUUUAUUUUGACUAG